Molecule: messenger RNA, 873 nt
Organism: Telopea speciosissima
Lineage: Eukaryota; Viridiplantae; Streptophyta; Magnoliopsida; Proteales; Proteaceae
Product: U-box domain-containing protein 52-like
Exons: 4
Coding region: 62-787 (241 amino acids)
Source: RefSeq, a predicted model, not a curated record
CAAGUUCUUGGUGUUCUUGAUGAACCCACUUGGGGUAGAGAAAGAGUUGAGGAGAUAAGAGAUGGAAGAAGAAAAUUCAGGGUCUCCUGAAGAUCAAGCAUAUGAUAGAGGAAGCAAGAUGACAACAGAAAUCGUAGAGAUAGAAGAUAACAGUAAUAGUACUACAAGCAGCAGAGAUGGAGGAGAGACUAAAGAUAUAUAUGUUGCUGUUGGCAAAGAAGACUUGGAAGUUUUGAAAUGGGCACUUGAUCAUUCUGCAGGACCUGGAAGUCGUGUGUUCCUUGUUCAUGUUUUCCCUCCCAUUCAUUAUAUCACCACACCUGUUGGGAGGCUAUCAACAAGCAAACUCAGUCGAGAACAACUAAGGCCUUAUAUCCAGGAAGAGAAUGCCCGGAGACGAAAUUUCUUGCAGAAAUAUAUUAACCUGUGCAGCCAAGUAAAGGUAGCUGUAGAUACAAUACUUAUUGAGAGCGAUUUCGCCGCCAAGGCAAUCCUGGAACUUAUUCCUGUUCUCAAUAUUACCUCUCUUGUUAUGGGAACAAAACGGCCACCCUCCUCAAGACGGUUGAGGAGGGGACUGGGGAAAGGAGAAUUUGUUCACAAGAAUGCUCCAAACUUCUGCGAGGUUGUCAUCGUUUGGGAUGGCAGAAAGAUUGUAGAUAGGCAACAGAUAAUCGGAGUAAAACCUUCUUCCUCACCAGCAUCAAGUAGUCGGAGACCAGAAAUAGCAAAAAAUACAGAACGGAACUUCUUUGAAUGCGUGUGUUUUUCAAGGAAAUCCAAUUGAGUUCUAUGUUACCUGGAUUUACUUCAGUGUGUGCUUCCAGGGAAAUUCAAUUGGGUUUCAAAGUUUCUUGUUACCUUCAUUUACUG